UGUUCUUCCAUUAUAUUUUUUAGACUCAUUCAUCAUUUUUGUCAUGAGUAAUAACUGUUUGAAAGUGUCGAAUCGUGGAAGUAUCUACUAUAUCUAGUAUAUAAGUGGGGAUCAUUUGUAACUAUAAAUUAUAUUGCGGUUGUUUGCUUACAAGGAACAAGUAAAUAAACUGACAGCUAUAACAACUACAGACAUUUUAUUACACAUUGAAAAUGAAUGUUGCUUUGAUGACACUGAUGAUGGCUGGAGUGGCCAUGCUAUGUAAUGUCACUACAGCUCUAACAACUGGAGAAUCCAUGCAGAAUGAUAGUGUUGCAUCACUAUACAAUGCGAACAGAACAGCUAAAUACAGAGCAUUCAACUGCAGAAGAAGUGGAUGCCAAAAUAACGGAAUAUGCAUCCCUAUAUUCAAAACACAGAAAUGCAUCUGUCCAACUAACUUUACAGGACUUUACUGUGAGAAAAAUCUCAACGGCUUCAACUUUCUCUCCAAAGUGUUGAUGCUGACAAAAAGUAUGGAAAAAUCCAGCAUCCAAAAGAAUAACACAUUAAGUGGAUGGGGCUUGUCGAAGUUUUUUAAACAAUUGUUUGAUUUGUGAUUAUUAUGUUCACUGAAACAAAGUACUUCGUGAUUGUAUAAGUACAAAGAAACUGAUAUGUUUACUGAAGUGCAUUUUUUACUAGCAGCUACAGCAAAGUUUACAUGUUCACAGGAUUUUAGAGUAGAUGCAACGAAUUUAUGAUAUUAAGACCUGCAAAACUGAAACAUUCACUGAAAUGUACAAUAACGUCCUGAUAUUAAAAGUUUACUCAAAUAAACUGAACGAUUUACAAAAAUACUAACCUCAUACUGUAAUAUAAAAUCUUUUAAAUUACAUAUAUACUCAUAUACAUUCUCAUUGCUUUUUCUACUUCAUUAAGGAUUAUUUUAUAUAUCAGAAUAGCUGUUUUUAGUGGAUAAUUUCUAAAACAGCAGUUUUCAGUGGAUUACAUUACUAAAAGUGCUGUUUUCAGUGUAUAACUCAU
Molecule: messenger RNA, 1026 nt
Organism: Owenia fusiformis
Lineage: Eukaryota; Metazoa; Annelida; Polychaeta; Sabellida; Oweniidae
Source: the annotation of a GenBank genome assembly